Molecule: messenger RNA, 3034 nt
Organism: Magallana angulata
Lineage: Eukaryota; Metazoa; Mollusca; Bivalvia; Ostreida; Ostreidae
Exons: 2
Coding region: 364-2256 (630 amino acids)
Biological process (GO): response to endoplasmic reticulum stress
Cellular component (GO): protein phosphatase type 1 complex; endoplasmic reticulum
Molecular function (GO): protein phosphatase regulator activity
Source: RefSeq, a predicted model, not a curated record
UAAAGCGGGAAUUUUCCGGAACUCCCUCGAAUGAGACAGAUAGUAGAAAACAUAUGACAACAUGAAUUCCAAAUCAUACCUAUCAACAAAGUCAACAAGUAAGGAAUGAAAAAAUGAAUCGAUCAAGGAAAGAGUCCCAAAGUGUAACUACAGUUUCUAAAGAAAACGUAUCAGCUACAUUGCCCGUGAGAAAGGAAACCGAUCAUCGAGAAACUCCGCCCGGAUUUGCUAGGUCCAUGUUAAGGUGGCCAUUUCAUAAUCCUUUUGAGUGUGUCGAAUUUACUCCAAUUGAAUACAGUGAACGAAUUAGAGACCUUAUACCCGAAGAGCAAGACGACAAUACGGCAACAAUGCCUUAAGUGCAUGUUUAUGGAGGUAAACUUAACUGCCAUGAACCCAUAUGGAAAUUGGUUUUGUCGGAGGAAAGAACAUUGUGAUAAUACUCCGGUGAAAAGAAGUGUUCCUAGUCUACUAAGACUCGACAGUACGGGUAAUACAUGUUGUGAGAAAGGAUUAAAUUCCUCAAUUCAAAAGAGUAUGGCUUCGUGUAUAGCAAAAACUUUUAGUGGCAUGACAUCAAGAAGCAAUUCUCGAUCACCUGACAAUAUUGUUGGUUGUAUGUCUGAUUAUCCUAUUUUGCAAAAUUCUUUUGACAGUGCUUGUGAUAAAAAUAUGGCAGCAAAAAACUAUGCUAUAAUGCACAUGAGGCCUGAAACUUCAUGCAUUGGAAGUUUUCAGAGUCUUGCUGGGUGCAAGGGAAUGAAUACAAGUAGUUCCAUUUCUCAACACCCAGGAUUGCAUCAGAGUAAAUUUCAAAUACCUUACCUUCAGUUUCAUCCAGCUGUUUUUAGUGCACAUCCACAGCAAAGUGACUCAGCAAAGAAACAGGUUACAAAGUGUCAAAGCCAGAGAACCGGCAAAAAGAGUAACCGCUAUUUCAGAUAUGGAUGGAAUGCUCCUCAAAGAAAGCAGUCCCCUGAGGGUAUAAAAAAUGGUACUCCCAAAAAGUCUGAAAACACAACUCUACCGAAGAAACAAAAAUGUGAAAGCAAAGAAUGUGAUAACCAAGUUGAAAAGAAAGUCAGUAAUAGGGAACAUUGUGAUAGAAAAAACGACAAAAAACAAAAAACUGAUAACGAAGGAAAGGAUAUAUUAUCUAGUCCAUUGUCUAAUUUAAGUCUUGGGGAAAGCGUUGCAAUAAAAAAUGCCUUAAAUCAAUGUUCAAUGUCCAGUUCAGCAAGCAAUGACAUUGAAAAACCUAAACCAGACUGGUUUAGUUUUGGUAGAAGAGACUCUGAAUCUAAACUUUCACCAUCAAACACAGUCAUAGUGUUAGACAAUUGGGAUGAUGAAAUAUCUGAAGAAUUUCAGUCAGAAAAUAUCAAGCUACAGAAUGAUAUGAUUGACCUAUUAGCAACCGAGGAGGAAAAGACAAACUCAUUAGAAGAUAAUAUUAUUUCAACUGAAACUUCUAAAAGUAACUCUUUUCAUAAUGUGGAGAAAAUUUGUGAUACUUUAUGUACUGAUGAAAAAGUGUCCAAUGAGUCAAAGAGCCAAGAAAAUGUUGCAGAUACCAGUGCGGUGGUCACCCAAAUGUGCCAAAACAGUGAGCCUCAUGCUGUUCUCUAUCAGCGUAACAUGAAUAAGAAGGGUCGUCCUUCUCACAAAAAACGAAGCAGAAAGAAAGGCAGCAAACAUUCCAAGUCUAACAACAUUGAACAGGGUCAAAAAAGAAAAUUUGAGGAUGGUACAUCCUCCAAAUCUGGUGCUUGCACUAUAGCGUUCAUCAUGGGAGGUUCUGAUCCCCACUCAUUGGACAGCGAAAGUGAUUUUUCCUUUGAUAGUGAUGAAGAUUCAUCUGACUCUGUUGAUGAUGACAUUGACUUUGUGUGUCACUUUCCUGAACCUCUUCUUGUGAACUCGGCACCUCUCCUCAUGAACAUUAUUUGCUCUGCCAAGUCUAGUCCUGUCAGCCAAGCAGUCAGUGCCGCUAAUCGUGAAUGGGAAACCAUGUCAGAAAAGCCAAGUACUACAGCAACACAGAAUGACAGAAAAGUACACUUCGCAGAACCUGAGAGUCUCACCGAAACUCAUAUAGCAGAUGACUGGAACAGAAGAGGUCCAUGGGAAGAGUAUGCUCGAGACAGAGAAAGAUUUAAGCGAAGAAUAGAAGAAGUAAAAAGCGUCAUUGAUCCUAUUCUGUGUGAAGAUCACCGUCAGCAUGUGUAUUCCAAUCUGAUGCAUCCAAAUGAAUAAAUAAAAAAGUGCGAAUUGGUUGUGGUGUAAUCAUGUUUGGUUGUGCCAAUAUAGCAUAAGUCAUUAGGCCACUUUUAGAGAAUUGUUAGUUUACCAUCUUUAAAAUAACUACAAGUAACGAAAAAAGUACUUGACUGGGAUGACUUUUUUUUAACACUGUGAGCCUUGAUGUUUUAAAGUUGUUUAUGAUGUAUUUUCUGUUUUAAUUAUGGUUGCCUUAUCUACUGAUUUAAAGUUAAAUCACGGAGAUAAGAGAGAGCAAACAUAGGAUUUAAGGUGGCCUUUAUGCUGGUGUUUAUUUGGUUAUGUUUUAUUUUAAAAUCCACAUUGAGAUAAAUAUUGUUAACCUCAUUUGUUGCUGAGCACAUCAUUUUUCUGGGCUUUUAUUACAGCUCUUUCUUGCAGAAACUUGAGACAUUUUCAUGCCACAGAAAGUACACUAUAAAUCUGUAAUUUGGACUGAUUGAAAGAAGUACUGAAUUUUUUAUAUCAGUUGAAUAAAAAAGAAAACGAAUAUAUAUAUUUUUGUAUAAAAAGCUUGUUAAAAAGUCUCAACACAACAAUCUAGUUUACGACUGGUACUUAGUGGUAAUUUUCAUGCAGUUAACUGUAAUUUCAUGCCUUGUUUCUUCUGCUUGAAUUUUUUAGUGUGUUAAUUGCAUUCCUUAAUCUAAAGUUGCUCUCUGAACUUACAUUUUAUGCACAUUUUUACUGUAUGUACAUUUACUAUUAUGUAAUGAGAGAAAUGACAAUAAUAAAAUAUUUAUUCUUUAGUUUA